Molecule: messenger RNA, 4748 nt
Organism: Prinia subflava (tawny-flanked prinia)
Lineage: Eukaryota; Metazoa; Chordata; Aves; Passeriformes; Cisticolidae
Product: C-type lectin domain family 4 member D-like
Exons: 6
Coding region: 288-986 (232 amino acids)
Source: RefSeq, a predicted model, not a curated record
AGGCUGUGCAAAUGGGCACUGUUUGAGCUGCAGUGAUGCUCCCUUUCAUUUGCUUUUAUUUGUCCCAUUGAAUUUGUGUUGCAAUGAGCAUCUUCUGAAAUUUUUUGGCAGGGAAAUGAAGGAAGUUCCUCAAUCUCCUUGUGCUGUCGGUAAUACCCAGGAUAUGGCUAUUUCAGCACAUCACAUUAGAGCCACAAGUGUGGGAGGUGGCCUGUGCAGGAGGAAGGCUGUGUUUGUGGCCACACUGGUAACAGGGACCCUUGGAGAAGAGUGAUCCUCUUGUAGAGAUGAUGAAUGACCAAGGGAGAGUCAGCCCUGGAACUGCAGCCCCGGCAGAAGAGAGAAGCUGCUCCUGCCUGAACAUCUGGCUCUUCCUCAUUUUUGCCCUUGCCAUCAAAGCUGCCUUGCUGACCAUCUGCCUUGGUGGGUUCCAGGGUCUCUUAAUUCCCGUUGGGAUGAAGGCCUCAGUGGUUCCCUUCUGGCCCAGCAGUGAGCAGCCCACAGCCCUGCAGCAGCAGUUCUCGGAGUGGAAGUGCGACUCAGCGGUGCCACGAGGCACAGACCGAGGCUGGACGUGCUGCCCAAAGGGCUGGAGAAGGUUUCAGAGAAACUGCUAUUUCCUGUCCCCUGAUAAGAUGAACUGGGCUGAGAGUGAGCAGAACUGCACUGGGAUGGGCUCCCAGCUGGUGGUGAUCAACAGCAAGGAAGAGCAGGUUUUCCUCUCUGAUCAGAUAAAACAGUCUAAAGACCCUAAACCAGACAAUGUCUACAUUGGUCUGUUUGAGGACAAGACAGGCCAGUGGCAGUGGGUGGACAAGACUCCAUACAAUGUGACAGCAGCGUUCUGGCGACAAGGAGAACCAAGUGAAGGCCGUGAUGAGAACUGCGUUAUAAUCCAUAGGGAUACAGAACUACUGAACAACUGGAAUGACGCCAGGUGUUUGAAGUUUCAUUGGAUUUGUGAAGCUGCAGCAGUAACUGUGUGAUGGAAAUAUCCUUGUCCUGAGUAAAGCUGGGAGCUGAGCAGUGAGCUGGGAACAGCACUGGCUGAUCUGGGAGGAACGUGGAGCUCUGACACAUCUUCACUGUGCGGGGUGGGACCAUUCCAAGUGAAAUGAGCUUUGUCCAGCAUGCCCACUGCUGGCUUAUGUGGUAGCUCAGGUAACAGAGGAAGGCUCAGGCUGAUCAAAGCAGGUCCUGUUUUCUUGUGUCCUCUUGUCUCUGAGUGGAUUCAGGAACCUCUGGCUGAAAAGAGAUGGACUUGUCCAGGAGGAAGACACAGGAAUGGAAGACAGAUAUCCAGAGAGUCAAUGUCCUUGUUUUCCUUGUGUAGAGCUGUUUGCUGUUUGUUGAGUCACACACAAAAUGUCCCCUAGCUGUACUGGUUUUGCUGAACAAAUUCUGAAAACUUAGACAAGAGAAAAUACAGUAUCACACCAAUGGAAAAAAGACCUGUGCUCUGUAUGCAUAUCUCUCUUUCCUUUUCCAUCCCUAAGAUGUGGGGGCAUAAUCUGUGAAUCAUGGAAUGGUUUGGGAUUGGAAGGGACUUUUAAGGAUGGUCGAGUUUCAAGCCCCCUAGGUCAUGGGCAGGGACACCUUCCACUAGACCUGGUUGCUCAUUCGGCCCUGCCCUGAACAUUUCAGGGAUGGGACAUCCCCAGCUCCUAUGGGCAGCUGGUUCCAGUGCCUCACCUACCUCACAGUCAUGUAUUCUUUCCUAAUAUUUAAUCAGAACCUGCUCUCUGUCCAUUUAAAGCCAUUCCCCUUUUUCCUAUCACUACACUCUUGUGCAAGAAGGCCCUCCCAACAAGGCUAUUUCCAGUGCUGUAGUAUUGACACUUGCAGGGCUUUGCCUUCUUUCCUCAGGACACAGUCAAUAACACAAGCAGAUGUGAAGAAGUGUCACAGGCAGCUGUGAGCAAGCUUUCAGCAGCAGAGACUUGUGGUGGUAUCAGGGACCUGGAGAAGUGCAGGGCUGCAAAUAUCCUCCCUUCCCUUUCCUGUGUCCCUGGGCUCUCAAGCUUCUCAGUGCAGAUGUGCAUCUGACACAGAACCAGCUCCUUCUGUGAUGCCACCUGAGUUAAUGUUCCUUGGUGUCCUGGGUUGGGAACAUGACCCCCGUGCUCUUCCCAGCCUCUCUGGGGCUGAGAUGCUUUUCCCCUCUUCCACUGCUUUUUCCCCCUCUUCCACUGCUUUUUUCCCCUCUUCCACUGCUUUUUUCCCAGUUCCAAGCCUCACCUUUCCUCACAACUCCUACUUAACCUAUUUAUUUACACCAUUUUUCUCUCUCUGCCUCAGCCUCCUCCCAUUCACUGAUGGCUCUGCGGGAGCCCAGUGCUCUGGCUGUGAGCACAACACCACAAUUUCCUUCUGUCCCUAAGUCACACAUGUAGAUUCAGAGUCAGUGGCCUUCCCUGGAGACCCACGGCCAGACGGGUCUUCUGUUUUAGGGAGUGUUUUGGGGAUCAAACUCAUCCUUGCAAAGCAGCAUUCUAACCACUUUCCUCAGAGUUUCUUUUUAUAAAUAUUAUUUUCAUUUUCAUGAUGACUUUCUUCUCCACUGUGUAUUUGCAUGCAUCUGCCUUCUAAGGAUUUCAUCUUCUCUGGUUUUGAGUUCAUUUCUCUGGUUCCCAGAUCACUUGUCCUCCCAGCUUGUCUCCUGGCUUCUUGGCUUGUCCCUUCUCAAGUUGUCAUGGCAAUUUCUGGUCUUUGACCUGUUGUUAACUUUUCCUCCCCAUAGGGCUCUGUCUUUGCAUUAGGGGAAUGAAAAAGUCCAUGCUUUGCCUCCUUCUGAACACAGCCUGAAAAACAGGAGGGAGAGCAAAAGAAACACAGUGGUGCUCCACCUCGGUGAUCUGACUGUGUCCUCUCACUUCAUGGAGUGGCUCUCCCUCUUCCUUGAGAGUUCUUCCUGCACGGGAGCCCUGGGGUGAGCCUUUCUUCCUGAAACAUGCAGGGGAUGAUCCCCCAUGGAGCCAGCUCCUGCCUGGCCUACCAUGCUGUCAUUUCAAGAAUGGCUUGUAGUGCCAGCACAUCCUCCUGGCCCUGCAAGUGAGGGCCUCUCCACCUGUAGCCUAGGAACUGUGCUCUGCAGUGCACAGCUUCCCCAGCCUGGGGUGCUGGACCUGCCUCUGCCCAGAGACCUCCUUGGCACUUCCCUGUGCAGGGCCUUUGGCACCACUGCCAGGGGUUUCUGGCUUUUGCCCUGCAGGACUCCCCUUUAGGCCUCCCCUCUGCAGUAACUCUUAGCACACAAGCAGGACAAGGAGCAGAGUUCCCAUCUUCCCUGCUCCACACAAGAGCCAUCCCAGCACAGGAAGGUUAUGCCUGCCCUGGUGAAGCCAGCUGGAGGUGCAGAGCCCCUGAAGGACAGAGCUGUCCAGCAGGUUCCUCUGCUGCCUGUGCACUCCUGGGGUCAGCCUGCGGUGAGCAGCAGCCCCUGCCGGCUCUGGACACAGAUCCCUUGCCAUGGCUGUAGGAAGAAGGCAGGGUUCCAUGUAGGAUUGCUGCCCCUAGGAACAGAGCAGGAGGGGAACAAGGGUGAUUUGUCCUGGGAGUUUGGGAUGAAUCAGGAUCUGGAAGAGUCUUGUGUCCAUGGGCCUCUGAGACCCCAGGUCCUGGGGCUCAUCCUUUCCUGCAAGCAUUGACAAGGCUGUGUUGGAGGAGAACACAUCUCCACUUCCAGAGCCCUGGGGAUCUGGCUGAUGUGAAAGAUGGAGCCUGUAUUGUAAUCCUCCAGAAGGCAGGAGGACAGCAGGGCUUUAACCAUCUCCCACAGCAAUGAGAGCCCUUGUCUCCAAAUAACUGAAACUGAAGCAUAAAAUGCCUGAUGGAGGAAGUCUCAUCCUGAGGCCAACAGGGAGGCCAGCAGUUAGACACAGAGGAUGUUUGAAAUGGGUGUGAAUGCUGCAGAUUCAUCCCUACUCUGCUGAGAGGGAAUAUUGUGUGGAAGACAAUAGUCAGGCAGUUGGUACCAUUCCUCCCUUCUCUGCUCUGAACAGUUCUAACUCAGCCUCCCUUCAUGUGAAGGAGGCUCAUCCCAAAGAUGCUCCAUUUGACUUGUCAAGGCCUAGGAAGCUUCUCGCAGUUAUUCCCACCUGGCAAAGACUGGCUUUGCAAUGAGAUGGGCUAUUUGCUGUCGCUUAUUAGGACACAUGGUCAGUGAUAUAUGGUCAGCUGCCUGAGGAACAAGCUGCAGAGAACAAUCCAGCAGUGUUCCCACACCUUUGGGGACUCUCCAGAAAAAAGGCCACAUUCCCGCUCUGUCUUGGGCACGUUCACUCUGUGCCCUCUAUUGCUGGCCAGCUGAGACUGGAGGUGCUGCACAAUGGGCUGGAGAGGCUCUUGAGGUUGUUGCUCCCACAUAUUGGCUAAACAGAUGUCUUGGAAAACAAGGACACAGGCUCCCACAGGGUGGUGAUCAAUGCAGAAGCACAUCAUUGAAGUGGGAGUCUUCCUAAGGGAGUCUUGCAAACAAAUGCUCAAAUUGUCCAGUGUUUGCCCUCCUGAAGCCUCUGGUUGUGACCCUGGCUUUUGCCCUGCUGCCUUCUCACAUGAUCCUGAAACCCAACAUCUCAGAAUUACUGCAGACAAGCUGGCUGCAUCCCAUCCUCUACAUCCCCAACAGUUCUGCCUCACUGGUGAGAAUGAGAGCCAGCAGAGCCCAUUGCAUCCUUGGGUCCUGCAUAACCUGUCUCACAAAGUCCCAUGAAAAGGAACCUCCAGUGUCCUCCUGGAUUUAUUUCAUC